AUGUACACUACGGCCCUACCUCAGAGGCCUCGGCCUCCCGGAGCCCGCCGGGGUCCUCUUCGUGCCACCGCCGGAGAAGCCCCGCCCCUCCCCUCAAAGCACUCUCUCAGGAUGCAAGAGUCGCCCACUGUCGGUAAGGGAGCAGGAUACGACCUGUACACAUCCCCUGUUCAACGAUCUGGCGUACGCCGCCGCCCAUUAAGCCUACUUUCCGAGGCAAGUGUCCUCUCGCCACCGCCACCGUAUGGUAGGGGCCUUGCACCUUUCCCCGAUGACAAGGCUUCCCCCAUGGCCAUUCCCCCACCACCCCCUGAAGUCCUCGAAUCUGGUCCCUCGUCUGUCCGCAACAGCCUCAUUGACAACGACGUCCCCGGUCCAGAGGGGGACGAAACCGAGCCUUGGAACACUCUCACGCUGCGCGGAGUGCAGAAGCUUAUCCGCCAGCAUGAGUUUGAAGCCAUGAGCGACACGCUUCAGGGCCGACUGCUCGAACUCACGAGCUCACCCAACGCUACCCUCCCCUCGCAGUUCGACCUUGACGAAGGCGUCUCACCCCAUCGUUCACCAACCUAUCGCUUGUCACCCCAUGGGAGACGACUACGUACGGUUCCAAGCGAUCCUGGUCUCGCGUUUUCUCGUCCAAGGUCCCGAGUCACAAGCCACACCGAUGCCCGCGACCUCCGCUUAGCGGCCAUUCGGGCCGAGGAGGACGCCUCCACAAUUGCCCAGCUGGAGGAUGCCCUCGCUGAGGCUCGCGAUGGCGAGGAGGCACAGCGCAAGGCGGCUGCUCGACUCCGGCGCGACCUGUUGCGCAUGAAACGCGAGCUCGAGCACGCGGAGGAGGCAAUCAUCGACAACCAACGCUACGUUAGCCCCUCCGACACCGAUCGCGAUCGUCUGCGCAGUGUUGAAAGCUUCACCCAGUCGGGGUCUGAGCCCAGGCUGCGGGCUCGGGGCAGUUAUGGCCCACCUCCUGAUGACGAGCCUGUCGUCUGGGGUGCCACGGCCAUCCCCGAGUUCCCACGCUAUGAUGACAUGACAAGCGAUGUGGAAACCGAGGUCGCUGAUGAGCCUACCAGCAGCGAGGAUGUCUCUACCUCAUCAUCUAUCACCACCGAGGAGUCGACUGUGAAGGAAACUUCUGCACCGCAAGAGCCUUCCUCCUCCACCGCCCCGUCCUCGGACGUGGGGUCGGACUCUCCCGCGUCCCCGGUUGUGGUUCUCGAACGUGCUGCUAGGCCCCGGCCUCUCAUCACUACCUUGACUUUCGCGAGCCCACCCCGAGACAGCAUCUCGACACCGCAGAUGAGCAUCAACUCGGCGUCUCUGCCUUCCUCUGCCUCUGCUCAGACAACUCCAGUAGGCACAGGUCCACGCCGCUCCCGUAGUGUGCGGACGGGCGGAACUGGCAGCAACCUCCUGAGAGAGAGCAUGCGUGUACGGACCAGAUCUUUCAACUCCGGGCCGCAGUACAUCUCGACUCCAGGCCACAGCCGCAAGUCCUCUGACGUCGACUGGGCCGCGGAGCCCUCCCCGUGCCCCAGUUCCGCCAGCUAUUCAUCAGAACUCUCCAUAAUCGACAGCGUGCGUUCCAUCUACUCGGCUGUCGUCGGCGUUCAUCGUUCGCUAGGCAGUGAGCUUGGCAGUGGCUUCCACCCCACUCCGACGAGGACCAAUGAGGACAUGGCUGGUCCGCCAACGGAAAUGGGCCUCUCAGCCCCAGUUACGCCUCUCAACAUGAUCCAGAAGGCCCGUCAUGCCCGGUACCCGUCGAACCCCACGGCCAUGUUCCACUUCCGCGGCACGCUCGAGUCUCCCUCCCAGCUUGGCGCGUAUGACAGCGAAUACCCAGACGCGCCCAUCAGAAGGGGUCCAGUAGCUGAGAAUUGGACGCCCCAAGCGUGGCCGACACCCUGUCCGCCUCCGCGCGACGGGUCGAGCGACAUGGACUACACAGAGGAGCUACAGAUCCCAAAGCUUGUCACUCCGGAGCCGCUGCAUGCUCGCCGUGGCUGGCCAUCGCAACCGGGUGCCGGCGCCGGCCUCACACCUUCCCCGCGCUACACGACUGGGCUCGCCCCGUGCACGGACCCAUGGGACGAGUAUUCUGAUCGGCUCACUCCAAGCCCGCGUACGCGCAACUUGAGACCCCUCUUGCUUCUCACAAGGCCUGCAACGCACGCGCGCACCUCGUCCCUCGCCCUUGCCAAGGACCGCUCGGCCAGCAGGGCGGGGUUCAAAUUUGGUCGUGUGCCACCGCAGCCGGUGCCCGAGCCGACCCCCAGCAACAUAGUGGUGGCUUACACCCGUGGCGCAAGGCAUGUUCCGCCAGCUGCGAAGCCUCCCAUCGUCCGGCUCCCGGUAACUAUUCCCGGACGCAUUACGCACGACCUGUUCUGCCUCAUCCUCGUGCUCCUCGACUACCUCGAGUGGUUUAUCAUCCUGCUGUACCGCUUCACGGUCGACUUUCGCGCCGGGCCUGCAGGUGCCGAGUCUGCCUUAGGGUUCAAGCGCCGCCAGCACCCGAGGCGCUUCUACCUGUGA
This is a messenger RNA of Cutaneotrichosporon cavernicola, 2544 nucleotides long. RefSeq lists its product as uncharacterized. The coding region runs from base 1 to 2544 and encodes 847 amino acids. The record is from RefSeq and is a predicted model, not a curated record. NCBI's taxonomy places the organism in Eukaryota, Fungi, Basidiomycota, Tremellomycetes, Trichosporonales, Trichosporonaceae. The transcript has 3 exons.